AUGGGGAAUACAGAUUCGAGACUAUUGGUGUAUAAGGAGCACUUGCUGCGUCUUGCGACGGAUGAGAUUAUUCCAUUGUAUGGACCGUUGACUACGACUGAUUCCUUGAUUGGUGCUAAGAAUCCUGCUGUAGCUGGUAUGGAUUCCAAUGGGACCGCUCGUAAUGCGCCAAUCAAUGGGAAACAAUUGAACGGUUCACUUUCUCCGUUUGAUUCCUUCUACACAAAUUUGGUUUCGUCAGAGUUACCUCCACAGUAUUUGUCCAUGUACCUGAACACUAGAGAGUUGCGGACCAUCUUGCUCCAUAAUAAAGCCAAUUUCACCAAUCUUUUGCAUUUCCUCACUUAUAGCAUCAUACAGUACAGUUCGUUCCCAAGCUCUUUGAAAGAUCAGACGAGCCGUCGUUCGCUAACUAACUGUUUGCGUAUAUUGUCGAAACUAAUCCCGAUUAUGUUCGAACAAGCUGAUCUAGACGGUUGCUUGGAAGCCGAUGUUUUUUGGUCAAAGACUUCAUGGCCAAAUGUCAUUUCUUUGAAUUCAGCUCAAUCAGAUAUCUCGAAUAAAGCAACCGUCGGAAUACCAGAUUCCCCAUUCAAUUCACCUUCUGCAAAUACAAAUUCAUCUUCUCUGAAUUCAACUACAGUAAAUAUAGAUUUCAAGGCAAGUCCUCAGGACUCUCUACGAGUCACGAUAGCCACUCAAGCAGACCCCCAAGAUACUUGUUUCCUAGGAGCUAGACUACUCUCUGCAUUAGUGGAACUUUCAACACAGGAAGGUUUUGCAAGAAAUGAUAAUAUUGUCAUCCAAUCGAAUACGAAUGUACAUUACGAUAUACAUCUUCUCGACAUUUUAAGACUGCUCAUUACAUUAUUUUCGAAACCUUUGUACAAACCCACCCAGGAAAAUAUGUUCCUAUCCUCCUUCUUAAAAGAUACUGAAUCAUCGCUUAAGUUGAAUGAAUUAGUUUCUCGUAUUAUUAAAAUAAUUGUACGGUUUGAUCCGAGAGCAAUAGAUCCAAUAAAAAAACCACUUUUCAUCGCGUCCUUGCAAUUCCUAAACAUAACCAUGAAGUUUAACUCAGAUAAUGAGCAGCUAAUACUCUUGUUCUUCCAAAAUUUAUCCGCAAAAUCGAUAGCUGAUAAGAUAUAUCUACCAUUACAAGACAUUCUGUCAAUAAUUGUUGAAGGUGAUGAUCUAUCAAACUUCCAACUUUGUUUGCCCAUUUUCCAAUUUAUCUUCAAUUUGUUCCUUUUAAACUCCGAAACACGAACAGAAUUAGCUACUCGCUUUGGUGCGGUGCUAUUGACAACAUUAAUUAUUUACGCUAAAGUUGUAAGUCAAGAGAGAUAUUGCAAACCACUUCUUCAAUUCUUAGCACACUUCAUGGCUUACUUGUCUUCUCUUCCUCAGAUUCAUUCCGUUUCCUCCUCAAGUUUGAAAUCCUGCCAAUUAUCCUUCCUAUCAGAGAAAGUUAGAAACCAACCAAUUUCAAUUCGUGAAUUUUGUAUCAACCAAUUGGUAAGGCAUAUAAUACCGAUUCUAACUGCCACGGACUCAGUGCUAGACCCAUGUUACAUUGAAACGCUAUACAAUUUAAUAAGAAUACCAUCCUCAUUGAAUUAUUCAACUUGUAUGUCCAUUCAGAAUUUGCUAACAACAUUUUAUGAAUCUAUACAAUUACCGGUCACUCUUUCCCCAAAUUACUCUCGUUCUUUGAGUUUCAAGUUAGACCUUCUAUCCGUGGUGAUUCAUGCAUUAAUCAGUAACGUCCUAGAGAAUUUUCAACAUAACAAAAUUUUGCUAUUUGUGCUAUGCCGUAAUGAAUCUGUAUUGCAGCAAUUGCUACAGUUAAUUGAGGACCUAUCACAAGAUGCUGCUAGGAAUAAACCGCUAGCGCCAUCUUUGAAACCAGAUAAUACAGAUUUUGAUCUCCCUGCAUUCCAUGGUCAUAAGAGCAUUAUAGAGCACCUAGAUUUCGAUUUCAAUUUCCUAGACAAUGACGUUGCAUUGGUAAAAUUACGCCCAUCCUGGCCAGUCGGUGUCUCUUUGAGAAGUAAACAGAAAUUGAGACAAGAUUCGAAGUUGUCGCAAACGUGGUUAGGAAGCAGGUAUGCCUACGCUUUGAUGAAGGUAAUCCAGGUCAUCAACUCUGAAUUUCCUUCGAUCUUAAAGAUUACUAAAAAGGAAGACUUGAAACGUGUAUUGUUGCAUCUCAAAAUCUUCGAACCCUCUUUACAAAAACUGAUACAACCUGUAGUACCGUUACCACUUACCAGAAGAUCGACAUCUUCCAAUCAAUACUUAACAUGGGAUCAUUAUACAUGGAUGCAAGACGAAUACGUAACGUAUUGGUUCGACUAUUUGUUAUGGUCCGACAUCUUCGAUAGUACAUCAGGCAAAGUAUAUUUAUCAGAACGUGAUCUUGACAAUGGCUCUAUCUCUAGUGCUGGUAAUAACACUGCGGGAUCUGGUACAGCCACUUCAAGACAGAGCAAUCGAUUGGAAAGGUUCAAUUCUAACGGGUCCAUUUUGUCUAGAACGAACACGAACGAUGAUAUCAAGUCAAAAAAUUCACUGGAUUAUAGUUCAACCACCAACGGUGGCAACGUUUCAGGAAAUGGUAGUAGUGGGAACAACAACGGUGGUAGUGGAGGAAAUGGCAGUGGCUGGUUCAAGCUGCCAUGGUCUUCCAAUGAUGACGAUAGUACUAAUAAAGUUAACAAUAAUAAUGUACAUGGGAAUGAUAAUAUGGAUCAAUACAAAAAUCUAUUAAAACCUAAUAUAUGGACCGGAACCAACGUCAGACUGUUCCCGUUAGUCAUUGAUGAAUGCGAAUCGGAAUUUUCAUUUGUUGAUAUGACCUCAUCGUUACUGAAGAGACUUAGAUUUAACAGCACCGCAAGUAUUAAUUCUAUGGAUACAAUGCAAACCCUAAGUAAUAACUAUACGUAG
Messenger RNA from Kluyveromyces lactis, 2952 nucleotides. It is a transcript of the gene ECM30, whose product is annotated as Ecm30p. The coding region runs from base 1 to 2952 and encodes 983 amino acids. The record is from RefSeq and is a predicted model, not a curated record. NCBI's taxonomy places the organism in Eukaryota, Fungi, Ascomycota, Saccharomycetes, Saccharomycetales, Saccharomycetaceae. Gene Ontology annotation, cellular component: membrane; Golgi trans cisterna; Golgi medial cisterna. The transcript has a single exon.